CGUUGGGUGCCGUCGGGUGCCGGCGGCCAUGAGCUACGAGCAGCGCCGCGACUGGGGCCGGGGUCGGGGCCGCGGCGGCGAUGGCGGCUCGUCUGCCGCGUCCUCCGGCGGCGGGGGGCACGGGGGCCGCGGCGGCGGGCGGGGCCGCCAUCCCAGCCACCUCAAGGGCCGCGAGAUCGGGCUGUGGUACGCGCGGAAGCAGGGCCAGAAGAGCAAGGAGGCGGACCGGCAGCAGCGCGCCGUGGUGCGGAUGGACGAGCGGCGGGAGGAGCAGAUCGUGCAGCUGCUGAAUGCCGUGCAGCCCAGGGCCGAGAAGGAGCAGGAAGCCAUGUCGUGGUGGUCCGGGGACGAGGACGGACAUGCUCCAGAACAGCCUCCAAAAGUGAAACCAGCUGCUGAACAAGCUGAAAAAGCUCCUGUAAAACGGCGGCCAGUCUUGGAGAAAACAUUUCUUGAUCAGGAUGUGGAAUACCUCUUUGAAAAAAGUGAUCAAGAUGUGGAUUUAGAUGAGCAACUUAAAGAAGACUUAAGAAAGAAGAAAUCUGAUCCUAGAUACAUUGAAAUGCAGAGAUUUCGAGAGAAACUCCCUUCGUAUGGGAUGAGACAGGAACUUGUAAACCUCAUAAACAAUAAUCGAGUGACUGUAAUAAGUGGUGAAACCGGCUGUGGAAAGACAACACAAGUGACACAAUUUAUCCUGGAUGAUUACAUAGAGCGAGGGAAAGGCUCCACGUGCAGAAUUGUUUGUACUCAACCCAGGAGGAUCAGUGCUAUCUCAGUGGCUGAGAGAGUUGCAGCUGAAAGGGCAGAAGCAUGUGGUAAUGGCAAGAGUACAGGAUACCAGAUUCGUCUACAGAGUCGGUUACCAAGGAAACAAGGUUCAAUUCUGUACUGUACCACAGGAAUUGUCCUUCAGUGGCUCCAGUCAGAUAAGCAUUUGUCCAGUAUUAGUCACGUAGUUCUUGAUGAAAUUCACGAAAGAAAUCUUCAAUCAGAUGUUUUAAUGAGCAUUAUAAAAGACCUUUUGAAUGUUCGUUUGGAUCUGAAAGUAAUCUUAAUGAGUGCUACUUUAAAUGCAGAGAAGUUCUCAGAGUAUUUUGAUAACUGUCCAAUGAUUCACAUACCUGGGUUCACUUUUCCUGUGGUGGAAUACCUUCUUGAAGAUGUAAUUGAGAAGUUGAGAUAUACUCCAGAAAACACAGACCGUCGGCCACGGUGGAAGAAAGGUUUCAUGCAAGGACAUAUAAGCAGGCCAGAAAAAGAAGAAAAAGAAGAAAUCUACAGGGAACGAUGGCCAGAAUAUUUAAGGCAGCUGCGGGGCAGGUAUUCAGCAAGUACUAUAGAUGCCUUGGAAAUGAUGGAUGAUGACAAGGUUGACCUUGACCUAAUAGCAGCACUUAUCAGGCACAUUGUUUUGGAAGAAGAGGACGGUGCAAUUCUGGUGUUUCUUCCAGGGUGGGACAACAUUAGCUCUCUGCAUGAUCUCUUGAUGUCACAAGUCAUGUUUAAGUCAGAUAGGUUUAUUAUCAUCCCUUUGCAUUCAUUGAUGCCUACAGUUAACCAGACUCAGGUGUUUAAGAAGACCCCGCCGGGAGUCAGGAAAAUUGUGAUUGCUACCAACAUUGCAGAGACCAGCAUUACAAUAGAUGACGUGGUGUUUGUUAUAGAUGGUGGAAAGAUCAAAGAAACCCACUUUGAUACACAGAACAACAUUAGCACAAUGGCUGCAGAGUGGGUUAGCAAAGCUAACGCCAAGCAGAGGAAAGGUCGAGCAGGAAGAGUGCAGCCAGGCCACUGUUACCAUCUGUACAAUGGGCUGCGUGCCAGCCUUCUGGAUGAUUAUCAGUUACCAGAGAUCUUGAGGACACCUUUGGAAGAACUCUGCUUACAAAUCAAGAUUCUAAAGCUUGGUGGAAUUGCUUAUUUUCUGAGUAAACUCAUGGAUCCGCCAUCUCGUGAUGCUGUAAUGCUGGCCAUUAAUCAUCUAAUGGAGCUGAAUGCUUUGGACAAACAAGAGGAGCUGACUCCACUCGGUGUGCAUUUAGCACGAUUACCAGUUGAGCCACAUAUUGGAAAAAUGAUCCUCUUUGGAGCUUUGUUCUGUUGCUUGGAUCCAGUACUUACGAUUGCAGCAAGCCUUAGCUUCAAAGACCCUUUUGUCAUUCCUCUGGGCAAAGAGAAAGUGGCAGAUGCCAGAAGAAAGGAGCUGUCGAAGAAUACUAAAAGUGACCAUCUGACUGUGGUGAAUGCUUUCACAGGCUGGGAAGAGACUCGUCGGCGUGGAUUCCGAACUGAAAAAGACUAUUGCUGGGAAUAUUUCCUGUCUCCAAAUACUCUCCAGAUGCUGCAUAACAUGAAAGGACAAUUUGCUGAGCAUCUGCUUGCAGCUGGGUUUGUGAACAGCAGAGACCCCAAGGAUCCCAAGUCUAAUACCAACUCAGAUAAUGAGAAGUUGCUCAAAGCUGUCAUCUGUGCUGGCUUGUAUCCAAAAGUUGCAAAGAUCCGGCCAAGCUUUAGCAAAAAGAGGAAAAUGGUGAAAGUUUGCACCAAGACAGAUGGAACAGUGAAUAUUCAUCCUAAAUCAGUUAAUGUGGAAGAAACAGAGUUCCAUUAUAACUGGCUGGUGUACCACUUGAAGAUGAGAACUAGCAGUAUAUACCUGUAUGAUUGUACAGAAGUGUCUCCAUACUGUCUGCUGUUCUUCGGAGGAGACAUAUCCAUUCAGAAGGAUAAAGAUCAGGACACCAUUGCUGUGGAUGAAUGGAUAGUUUUCCAGUCUCCGGCAAGAAUAGCACACUUAGUUAAGAAUUUAAGACAAGAGCUCGAUGAUCUUCUCCAAGAGAAAAUAGAGAACCCCCACCCUGUGGACUGGAACGAUACUAAAAGCAGGGACACAGCAGUUCUGACAGCUAUUAUAGACUUAAUCACCACCCAGGAGAAUGAAAGUGCCAGGAAUUUCGCUCCUCGAUUCCAGAGCGAGCGCUACAGCUGAUGCACUUCGGCUGUUGGUUCAAAGCGACAUCCCCUCUUUUGUUUGGUUGUUGAUAGCAGUUACUGAGCUGGAGGGAAGGCUGAGGGCAGCUCCUGCAGCAGCGUGUCUGUGUCUGCAUGUCUUCUGUGUCGCUUUUUAAAUAACAAAGCAGCAACGUUAGCAGCGUUAGUUGGUGUACGUUUGGUUCUGUCCCUCCUCUUAAGGUCCUGUGAGGCUGCAGCGUUCGUUCCUCAUCCACUGCAGCUGCUCCGGCAGCGGCUCCUGCUCCGCUUAAUGCAGAGCGCUCCCUCAGCUGUCGUCGAUGACGAGCGGCGGCUCUGCAGCGAGCAGCUCGUGCUGUGCGCGGUGCUGGGGAAGGAACGCUGCAGCGCGGCCCUCGUUCUGCCCCUUCCGUUCCUUCUGUGCCCCUCGGCGCCGAGCGGGACUCCGUUUCCAGUGGCGGUGGAAUCCGCCUUAAGGUUUCGUUGUGUUAAAUUGUUUUUUUUUUAUUCUGUCCGUGUCGCAUUAAAGGACUUCUCUCCCAGGCGCGGUGUCGGCUGCUCGCGGCGCGCGGCUGCAGGUGCGUUGAUUGCAGCGGGGCGGGGCUGCGUGCGCGGCUCCGACGGCACGAGAGGCGGCGGCGUUGAGGUGAGAGCUGCUGCGGGCAUCGGGCGGUGCGGGUGGCGGUGCGGGUGGCGGUGCGGGUGGCGGUGCGGGUGGCGGUGCGGGCCCUGCGCGUGGCCUCGGGCGGGGAGCGGCGCGACGCGCCGUGCGCUCCUGUGCGCCACCGGACUCCGCUCCGCCCCGCUGCCCUUUGGCGGCGCUCCCGGGGCUGCGCGCUGUUCUCCUGAGGCCGUUCGCGGAUCGGCGCGCCGUGCUGGGCUGCCCCGGGCUGCGGCUCCGAGGAAGGUUGGUGCGGUGCGGUGCUGCCCUUUUCCAUGGGCGCAGAGCCGGCCCUCUCGUUGAGCGAUGGAGGACCCGCUCAUUUUUCGGCUUCAAGGCCGCCUGCAGUGACUGGAGCGGUGCUUUCUAAAGAGCUCAGUAGAGACACGUUGUGUUGGUUAGGUUACAGGGGCGGCGUGGAGCGGGUGCGGGGCGCCGUAAAGACGCAGCGGAGUCAAUCGGUGCCGCUGCUCGGGGUUGGAAGCGCCGGUGCGGGCGCGGUUGGCGCUGCGGGGGCCCCGGGGCUGCGUCCCGCAAUGCGCGGCCGGCGGGGAGCUGCGACUGGGAGCCGCGAGCUUUGUGCUGAGCGUCAGCCGCAGCCCUGCGUGGGGAAGCGGCAUGAGGAAGGGUUGCAGAUCGGGCGUUAAUUUCUCAGCGGCAGACUCGGAGCUGGGAUGUCACGGCCUCGUGCUCACACAGCUGUGUCUGGCCGCUCAUCUGUGUGCAGUUCUGCUCUGAUAAAAGCCACCACGCCGGGCCCGAGGAGCAGUGCAGUGCUGGGUGGGGGCAGAGCAGAAGGGCUUAAUGCCGGCAGGGAGUUUCUGGUCCUUCUCUCUGAAAUCUCAGAGGCUCAUCUCAGAACUCCAUCAGAUAGACAGAACGGUGACUUCUUUAUGGGUAAUGAAAACACAGGGAGGUUGCUAGGAGGCAGAAACAAAAACCAGCAAACCCUCUGAAAAUGUGUUUGUACAAACUAAAGGAAAGCUUUGUCUUAAGGUGAACUGCUUGUUAUGAUGCCUUCAAUUUGAGAUGUCUGAGAGCACGGGGGGAAUUCAGACUGGCAUGAAAGCCAAAGGCUGUGAGCACUGCAGGCAGGAUGGCUGUUCUGGGCACAGCUACAGGCCUGGUGUUCUGUGUGUGGGAGAUGAUGGGUCCCAGGAUGGUGCUGGUGCUGUCAGCUGCUUGAAUAGAACCCUCAGUGCUUUUCAGGGGGUGCUGCUUUAUCAGGUCAGCAAAAACUCCCCUCUCCAUUUUUGUGAGUUUUGGUAAUCCUUUGUUUGGGCUCCUCACAGGUGGGUGCAAUCACACUGAUGAGGCAGCCCAAGUGUGGUGGCUGCACCUGAGCAGGGAAGGCAGAGCUAAAGGAUUCCCAGCCCGUGGCAGGAGGCAGGCAGAUGAGGCUGGCCCCAGUGGUCACUGCAGCCCCAAGCAGGGCAUCGGAGGAGCUCUGGGCUGGGCACCCCUCUGUGUGUUCCACUGCAGCUCCCUGCAGGGUGGCAGUGCUGGGUGUAUGUGGCCAGGCCUGGGGCAGGGGAGGGCUGUGCUGGAGAAGCAGCUGCAGCAAGAUGAAGGGAGCUGGCUGCUGGGCUUGGCUGCUACUGCUCAGCUGAAGGUGUGAUUUUAGUUGACACAUUGUCCUUCGGACACUGUGCUGAGUUACAAAUUGAAGUAGUCUUUCUGCAGUUAGUGUAGCUAUGUAAUGAACUGGAUACUUCCCAUCUCACUCUAACUGCUCUAUGCCAUGAACCCUUCCUAUCCUUCCCUCCUCCCUUGAAGGCACUGCUGGUGGAUCACACUGUAGAGGCACGCAGCGAAGGCAGGUGCCUGCUUUGCUCUUGUCCUCAGUGCUGUGGUUCCUUCAGACAAGUGACCUCAUCCCUAUAUAGCCCUGUGGCUUCUUGCCUUGCUCAGAGCUGAGCUGUUCUCCCACACCUGUGUGGUUCACUGCUCCAACUUCACACACCAUUGCCAGCAGGGAGGGCGGUGCUGAGACACACAGAACUUCUCUGACAAGAGUGGUGUUAAUGACCUGCACUUUAGUGCUCCAUGAAGAGAAACUGAGGCUGUAUUUUAGUAAGGAUUUUAUUGAUUGUUGUCCUCUAAAAUCAUAGAAGUCUUUGAUUCUUUAAGAACCGUGUCUGAGCAUAAGAAAAACGCUUUUAAAAACAUUACAGCACUUUUGGAAAAAACAGGUAUGAAAAAUAUAUACAGUGUAUUAAAAAUAUGAAUAAAAUUAAUGCCUGGGUUUAUACAUUCAGUUGUGUUAAACAUCUGCCUGUGUACAAUAAAUUCUUUGUUAAAAUAUUAGCAGUUUUUCUACUACGUUAAAUAAGACUCUGUUCAAUGUAUAAUCUGCUUCAUUACCAUUUUAUCAGUUCACUUCUUAUAAAUUAAUCCCAAAGGCUGGAAAGCUGCUGUCAGACUGCCAAAGGAAGCAUUUUUGUACAAAUGUCUUUCUAACAGCUUUUCAAUUGUUACAGAGGUAUAUAUUUAUAAACAAAGUUAUUCACACACCAGCAUGUUCCAUUCUAUGUAGAACAGUGUCCAGAACCUUUUAAAAACCACAAGGACUGACAGAAUGCCUGGUACUGCACCUGCAUGCUGAAGCCUGCUCUGUUAUCAGCUGGUCCAUAAAGAGAUGGAGAUUGCUAUACAAACUGUCACAUCUAUAUACAGAAAAGAGGAGCUGGAGUUAAGUUAACUGCGAGUGCUUUCUGUUCACACCAUAUUAACUAGUUCUUUUUUCAGUGGCAUUCCAAGGCUAAACUGCAGGUGCAAAAACAGGUGUUGUGUGAAGUGCAACUGUGACAGGUCUUCUCCAAAGCCAAGAAGAGUGUAUGUGAAGCAGCACCAGUCAGCGUUCCUCCACCCCAGGACUCCCCCUCCUGCUCAGGGGCAGGGGAGGACAGGGAUGUCCACUCUGCUUCCACACCUCUCCUUGCUGCUGCCCUGACUGUUCCUACACUGAAGGCACAGCAGCUUCAUCAGCCCCAUGGGUCUUAUUACUGCCCUUCUGGUUUUGCCUGUGGAUUCAGCGUGAUGCUAACAAAGAUACUCAGCGAUCUCAAGUUCAGUUGAACUUUUACCUCCACAGAAGGAAAUAACUCAUUUCCUCAGCAGAGCAAGAAGGAAGAAAUAAAAAAAACACAGGAAAAAGCACUUCAUGUUUACUGUAGGUCCCAUCCAGGCAAUAACUUAAUAUGAAGAUGUAACUCAGUACCUGGGAAAAACUAAAACCAGGCAGAUUUCCAGCAGUUAUACUGCUUUAAAACACCAGGAAACAGCCUGUGAGUGCAGGCAUCUCAGUUCUGAACCAUGGCACAGGUUGUUGAUGCUAGUGAGAAAAAAACCACAUUCCUAUGUUAUGUGUAUGGCUGUUUUUCUACAGCUUGAAUUAUUUUUAGUAGGAAGUAUUGAAAAAUGGCUCCAUCUUUAAAGGGGCAACCUAGCAAAAGAUAUUGGAAAAGCAAUUGCUGCCACAAAGGCAUCCAGAACUAGAAGAGCUUUUGGAGUGGAGACACGGGACAGAAUGGCCUCUGCAUUUGGCAAAAACUGGUUUCAGGAAAAUCUUCCUUGAGGAACAACAUAAGGCACAGGAGGACACUGGCAGAAGGACAUCAAAGGGCUCAAACUGUGUAUAUUAAUAUUGUUAAUGAAAACAAGCUCAAGGCUGACGGUCAUGCUAGAAAACGUAUCAGAGAAUGAGACAUUCAAUAUCUUUAUUUCGAAAAGCUGGUACCUCUUGCUUGCUUUCGCAAUUCCUUUCUGGAGCAGCAGGAAGAGAGCACAAGCUGUAUGAGUAACACCCAGCACCACCACACGAGGUAUGGCUGGUUCCUCUGGAGCUCGUGUCAGCUCCAGUAACUCAGAUUGGCAAUCUCACUGUGUGAGAAUGUGGCUCACCCUGGGCUGCUGGACAGGCAGUCCUUCAUCAAUUAUAUGCUGUUUAUUGUAGCUCAGGCUAAACACAGGUUUUGACAACACAGGGAAGUAUCCCAUUCAACAUCUCUUCUGGUUCUGGGAAUGUAAUACUGCAGUUUUUAGGAGCUGGAACUCCAUUCCCCCACUGUUAUGCUCCUGUUGUCCUUCCAGCUCAGUUGUAUGUAUUUAUUUGGUGAGCUUCUGGUAUUCAGGCUGCAACAGAGGGGUUUUAAAUUUGAAAGAAAGAAAGUAAAAAUGAUCAAGAAAACAGGUGGAGAAAGAAUACAAAUGGGUAUGAGGGAACCAAAGCUGAAAGGGAAAUCUCCUUUAAAAAAAAAAAAAAA
This is a messenger RNA of Phasianus colchicus (ring-necked pheasant), 7899 nucleotides long. It is a transcript of the gene DHX36, whose product is annotated as DEAH-box helicase 36. The record is from RefSeq and is a predicted model, not a curated record. Lineage: Eukaryota; Metazoa; Chordata; Aves; Galliformes; Phasianidae. Gene Ontology annotation, molecular function: DNA helicase activity; ATP binding; G-quadruplex RNA binding. Gene Ontology annotation, cellular component: intracellular anatomical structure; nucleus; cytoplasm.